This is a messenger RNA of Phoenix dactylifera (date palm), 665 nucleotides long. It is a transcript of the gene FKBP12, whose product is annotated as FK506-binding protein 12. NCBI's taxonomy places the organism in Eukaryota, Viridiplantae, Streptophyta, Magnoliopsida, Arecales, Arecaceae. The record is from RefSeq and is a predicted model, not a curated record. Gene Ontology annotation, cellular component: cytoplasm. Gene Ontology annotation, molecular function: peptidyl-prolyl cis-trans isomerase activity.
UAUAAAUGGUAUCCAUUCUCACCGAUAAAAUAUCAGCAGUUGACGGGCAUCCGCGACGGGGAAAAGAGCAGAACAGCAAUGGGCGUGACGAAGCAAAUCCUCACGGCCGGUGUCGGCCCCAAGCCCGUCAAGGGCCAAACCGUCACCGUUCACUGCACCGGCUUCGGAAAGGAUGGUGAUCUCUCAAAAAAGUUUUGGAGCACAAAAGAUCCUGGGCAGAAGCCGUUCACUUUUAAAAUUGGUCUGGGUUCAGUUAUAAAAGGAUGGGAUGAGGGUGUGAUGGACAUGCAAAUUGGUGAAGUUGCUCGCCUUCAGUGCUCCCCAGAUUAUGCUUAUGGAGCUAAUGGAUUUCCAGCAUGGGGUAUUCAACCCAACUCGGUCCUAGUUUUUGAGAUUGAAGUCCUCAGUGUGCAGUAACUGUACAAACUCGAGGAGCCUGUAGGUCACCAAGUUUGUGGUCAUGGAAAAAACUCUAGUUGUCUGCAGGAAGUAAUAUGAUAUCAUAAUGGUUUAAUGGAUCAAUAUACUAUCUUAGCAAACUGUUUGAGAAGGAUGCAUUUGGUGACACUGUGGGCCUAAUCUAUUAUGAAACUAGUAUAAUAAGAGAUCUGUCAUGUGAUCAAUUUAUUGCUUCGGUGAUCUCAUAAAGUAACUGGCUUGUUUAA